AUAUUAUCAUUCCUUAAUGGAGCUCAAACAGUGUAAUUUGUCAACAUGAUUGGUAAUUUGGCGGACGACACCGACAGUGUGCUGUUCGUGAACCCGAAGAUCGUCAAGAGGACUCCCGAGGGUUCUCCGCGCGUACAAUCCGAACAUGAUGAGGGAUUAUUGCGUGUACCUCCGCAGAGGAGGACUUUAAACGAAGUUAUUUCUUGUAUCAUUGCUAUGCUCCAUGGUGUUGAGGUGUUCACGUCAUUGCCAGUGCUAUAUCUCUACAAGGAUGACUUCCAACUUGGGCCAGCCAUGCUCAUAUUUAUCCUGGGUUUAGUUCGCAUUCCCAUGAACAUUAAGAUCCUCUUUGCAUUUCUCAGCGAUGGCGUGCCAAUAUUCGGCAGCAGGCGUCGCAGUUAUCUGAUUAUCGGUAGCUUGCUGUGCCUAGCUUCUAACUUUAUCCUUGGACUCUGCGCCCACACGUCACUGCUGUGGACUACAGUACUCCUCGCAGUGUCUUCCCUUGGCAUGGCACUCUGUAGUGUUAUCGGGGAGGCACUGAUCAUUGAAUCUGGUCGUCGUCAAAAUAAUGACCAGGUUACCAAGACGAUAUCCACUUUCUGUGCUUUCAGGAAACUUACCUUUGCCGGGAUGUCAUAUCUCUCCAGUGUAUUGAUUAUGAUCAUGCAUAAAAAGCAACUAUUCCUGAUGUGCUCGGUUAUACCUCUGGUGGUCCUCAUCAGCGCAUUUUUCAUUAAGGAGGACGAACUCUCACCUCAGCUAUCUGUCAAAGAGCAGUGGAACAAGCUAUUAAACUUUAUCGGAAAACCAGAGAUCAAGAGGCCAAGCAUAUUCCUAUUCAUUAGUAUGUUGGUACCUUCGGCUGGAACGGCACUAUUCUACUUUAUGACUGAGGAGUUGCACUUCGACCCCGAGUUGUUUGGUAGAUUUGCUGCCAUUCAAGCUUUUGCCAGCCUUAUCGGUGUCUAUGUCUAUGCCUAUAUAUUUAGAGAAUGUAGUAUCAGGAAGCUAUACGUGUGGACUACUUUGUUCGUGUCGCUGUGCUGUAUGCUCAGUUUGGUCCUGGUCAAGCGAUGGAACCUUGCCCUAGGGAUUCCUGACACCGCAUUUGUCAUUACCGAUAGCUCACUUCUGCAGCUAGUUGGAGAGAUCAACUCGCUGCCUAUAUUCAUCAUGGCAACCAGGUUAUGCCCGCCAGGUAUCGAGUCUAGUAUGUACUCAUUCCUGUGGACCGCGCAGUUCCUCGGAUUGGAUGUUAGCACUUACAUCUCGUCGCUGCUGACCUAUGCCUUUGGUAUUGGUACUAACCACUUCGACGGGUUGGUUCAACUCAUUAUAUUCUGCGCCGUGGCACAUAUCAUACCUAUAUUCUUUGUCUACCUACUACCGGAUCGUAUCCCUAGGAAGGUGGAGGACGACGAUGCCGACACUAUACCGUGCCUUCAAGAUGGUGAUGUUGGCGACCAGAUGAAGGAUAUGUAACAUACGGUCAACCACACACUGGUCCAAAGUUUGGCCACACCAAUAGGGUUGGCCGA
Messenger RNA from Babesia bovis T2Bo, 1541 nucleotides. Its product is annotated as prohibitin BT1 folate/biopterin transporter family protein. The transcript has 8 exons. The record is from RefSeq and is a predicted model, not a curated record. The coding region runs from base 46 to 1485 and encodes 479 amino acids. Lineage: Eukaryota; Apicomplexa; Aconoidasida; Piroplasmida; Babesiidae.